AUGCCUCCAAGGGCUAUUCUUCCUCGGGCUGCAAAGCCUGACGGUAAAAAUUCCAAUGGAAAACGUAAGAAAGAUGGCUCAAAUGGACAUGCAGAAGCACCAACUCCGAAGAAGAAGACAAAAAGGGAAAUCCCACAACUCUUGGACGAGGAACUUCUUGCAGCCGAUCUCAACGUUGAUUAUUCGAAAAGAAGAAAGAGGCUUAGGACACAAAUGCCCAAAAAGCAGCAAUGGGCACAAGUCAAAGACGUUAUCACAGAGCGGGAAAAUGCACCUAAAGGUUGGAACCCAGAGGAGCCUGAUCUGAUGUCCGAUGACUACGAAUCACAGAUCGAAAGGUGCCUAGAACGGAUUUCAGAGAAUAUCAUGCCUCAUGUUUAUCAGCAUAAAAUGAGUGAAUUUAUGGCAAAGCAGACGGAACGCGAUACACUGAUGGCGACAGAGCCAGGUUUAAGUUGGCCUGUUGUACAACGCCUAGAUGAUCUCAAAGUUACAUUGACUUGGCUCAUGGCGGGAAACGACGUACACAAAAUGGUCGAUACGGUAAAAGCCAUCAUAGCGCAAUAUCGAUCAGGUGAAUUGGAUUGGACACCAGACUUUGUCACCUACUGGCAUGCUGGAGUUCAGCUCUGCCUGCCAAGACCUUUCCAUUGGGAUGAAUACCGCUACAUUCAUGACAAAUGUCAGGGACACGAAGGGUUUUGGGUCGAAGGUAUUCUCGGCCCUGCGCCUGGCAUGAGCAAGUCUUCCAUGAUAUGCCAACCGGAUCCGCGUGUGAAUACCACAAUGGUACGAUUAAGUCUCCGGAUCCCACAAGGUCCAGCAGUUGCAGUAAAAACAGAUGACAAUGGGAAGAAUGGAAAAGAUGGGGGAAAUGAAAAACCACCACCUAGGCCACCAAGCUUUGAAUUCCCAUUCAUGGAUGACACAGGCUCGACACAUUUGAGCCUAUUUGAAGAUGACAUCAACAUUCUUCGGAAUCUGGGUGCAAAAGAUGAACAUACAUACCCCUUGCCCCGAUGCCUGGGUGUCGGAGUUCUUUGGGUCGCGGAUGGGAGGCGGGUCCCCUCACUAUUUAGAGAAUUGGAAGUCAACAUGUGGAGUACAGAUGAAUCGAAUUGGAUGUCCCCCUCAUGGCAGGCAAUUCCCGCUUCUAUCAACAGUGGUCAAUCAACAAGGGCCGGCCAUGACCGUUUGAGUGGGUCAUGGCUGCGACACAGAUUUUACACUGGAACCUGUCCUGAUCAGUCGAUGCGUCUUUGGGUUUUCAACUAUAACCCCGGAAUGCCACAAGGUCAGAGGACUCUUCCCACGGCGACCUCAGCUCAAUUGACUGCGCCCUUCCGAACUGGAAGGCUUCAUCCCGUUACAGACUUUCCUCAUCUUGACCCAAGUCUCGCAACAGGGCAAAGUUUAUUGUAA
Penicillium expansum is the source of this 1422-nucleotide messenger RNA. RefSeq lists its product as uncharacterized. NCBI's taxonomy places the organism in Eukaryota, Fungi, Ascomycota, Eurotiomycetes, Eurotiales, Aspergillaceae. The coding region runs from base 1 to 1422 and encodes 473 amino acids. The transcript is spliced from 5 exons. The record is from RefSeq and is a predicted model, not a curated record.